CUCACACAGGUGAGAAACCCUACAGGUGUGAGGAGUGCAGCAAGCAGUUCAGUCGGCUGGGUCAUCUGAAGACUCACAUGCAGACUCACACAGGUGAGAAACCCUACAGGUGUGAGGAGUGUAGAAGACAGUUCAGUCUUUUCCAUCAUCUGAAGAGACACAUGCGGACUCACACAGGGGAGAAACCCUACAGGUGUGAGAAGUGCAGCGGGCAGUUUAGUGAGCUUGGUAAUCUGAAGAAACACAUGCGGACUCACAGGGGACAAGGCAAAGGUGUGAGAAGUGCAGCAACCAGUUCAGCAAGCCAGGUGGUCUAACCAAUGUACUGUACGUGUAAUGAACCAUAGCAAAGUGAGUCACAUAGUUCAGUCUUGUUGACCCUGAAGACUUAUAUGCCUUAUCAGCACGUUAUCAGUAAAGUCACUUCAGUUGUUGAGGCAACAACUUUUCUGUUUUCUCCAAGAGUUCAUCUGUUUCGGUGGACAUCACACGGGAAAACUCAAAAGGUGUGAGGAGUGCAGCAAAAGUCUGGUGGUGUAACCCAAGUGCACGCGUGAUAAACCUUGAGAAAAUGAAUCAGACAUUUCAGUCAGCUGUUGUCCUGAAGACUUGCCGGCUUUGUUGUCAGCACGUUGUCAGUAAAGUCACUUCAGUUUUUGUUUUUGAAGCAACAACGUUUAGUUAAUGGGCCCUUUGCAGAAAAGGACAAAAUUUGGAAAAUUUUGAUUUGGACAGUAGUUGGUUGUGGUUUUUAGAAGUUAGUUUCGAAGGUGUUUGUUUCGUUGAAAGCGUAUUGUAUUCACGAUGAUUUUCUGUCUUUUAUGAUCUUCGUAGAACAAACUUAGCAUUGUUUUUGUCAAGUAGAACAUAACGUUGUUUUCUUUAGGUUGAACUUAUCAUUGCUGUUUUGAUCUCGAACUUAAAAUUGUUUUGUAAGCUAAAACUAAACAUUGUUUUUGUACCUUCAUUGACAAAUGAGGGACAGUAGGAAGUUAAUGAGUACAAGGGGAAGGAGUUUCUCUUUUACAAGUGAACUUUCAACAGGAAAUGUACAUAUGUAUUAUAGUAUGGUUUAUUUCUUCUUCAUCACUUUACACGGUACAGAAUGGCAGGGCCAUGGCCCUGAAUUGCCCUGUCGUGUUACAUUUAUUAAAAUCGAAGACAGUUAUUAAAAACGAUGUUCGUACAUCAGCGAAUAUUGCACGUUAGCGAAUAUUGCACAUAGUAGUUACAUAUAUUGUACACAGUUGCUUAACAGUUGCUUAACAGUGACAGAUUUGGCUAAAAAAUACAACAAAUUUGAUUUCGAAGGCGAUGGGUAGCUAGUCAAAGAUCGCUUUUAAAACAGAUUGUCACAUCUAGAGCGCAGAUUCAGGUAUUUACAUGUUCAGCAUGCGCACCAUGUAGGGUAUAGCACUCGAUCUGUAUCUUUCCGUUCUACAAUGAACAGUGUCGAGUUUGUGUGAUGAACGAGUCAUCCUGCCACUGAUAUCCACACGUGAGAGUGGUAGUAGGUUUCUGUACAGCUUCGACUGUUCAAGUGAUUUCGCGAAGUUAACAGUUAAUUGUUCACGACGUGACUUGAGUGUAGGUAGGCCCAGCCAAAUACAUGCUUCGGAGUAGGAUGUGUAGUUGGAGCCCAAGAUGAUUCGAAGUGCUCGGCGUUGGACGUUC
Messenger RNA from Branchiostoma floridae (Florida lancelet), 1674 nucleotides. Its product is annotated as protein krueppel-like. Gene Ontology annotation, biological process: central nervous system development; regulation of transcription by RNA polymerase II. Gene Ontology annotation, molecular function: RNA polymerase II cis-regulatory region sequence-specific DNA binding; DNA-binding transcription factor activity, RNA polymerase II-specific. The transcript has a single exon. The record is from RefSeq and is a predicted model, not a curated record. Gene Ontology annotation, cellular component: nucleus. Bases 78 to 317 code for a protein of 79 amino acids. NCBI's taxonomy places the organism in Eukaryota, Metazoa, Chordata, Leptocardii, Amphioxiformes, Branchiostomatidae.